AUGGCGCUCGUCACGCUCUCCGUGUACGACAUCAAGCACCCGGGAAACGAGGGGGUGACGAGCGCGGUGGCGUCGUUGAACGCGCUCACGCGGGACGGCUUGCGUCUGGGUGGCAUCUUCCACGGCGGCGUCGAGGUCUACGGCGACGAGUGGUCGUUCGGAUACAUCGACCGAGGGACGGGGGUGUACAGGUGUCAACCGAAAAAGAACCCGAUGUACGCGUACAGGGAGAGCGUGGCGCUGGGGGUGACGUCGCUGAGCCCGGCGCGCGUGAGCGCGGCGGUGGCGGCGUUAAAGGCGGCGUGGGACGGACCCUCGUACGAUGCGCUCGGAAGGAAUUGUAAUCACUUUUGUGAGGCGCUGUGCGAGGCGCUGGGGUGCGAGGGACCGCCGAAGUGGUUGAACUCGUUCGCGAAUAACGCGCGAGGGGUGCGGGACGCCGCGGUGAGCGCGCGAGAGGCGACGGAACGCGCGGUGGAGGGCGCGUGGGCGUGGAUCGCGAGCGCGACGUCGCAGUCGACGAGUAGUGUAUCCACCGUGCGCACCGCGGGGGAGGGCGCGGAGGAGGGAGCGCGCGAGAGAGAGUUUGAUUCAGAGGCGACGAGCGCGACGGACGACGCGCCGCACGGCGACGCGGGACGAGAGACGCGGUGA
Molecule: messenger RNA, 654 nt
Organism: Ostreococcus tauri
Lineage: Eukaryota; Viridiplantae; Chlorophyta; Mamiellophyceae; Mamiellales; Bathycoccaceae
Product: PPPDE putative peptidase domain
Exons: 1
Coding region: 1-654 (217 amino acids)
Biological process (GO): protein deubiquitination
Molecular function (GO): deubiquitinase activity
Source: RefSeq, a predicted model, not a curated record